Messenger RNA from Saccostrea echinata, 1599 nucleotides. Its product is annotated as integrase/recombinase xerD homolog. NCBI's taxonomy places the organism in Eukaryota, Metazoa, Mollusca, Bivalvia, Ostreida, Ostreidae. The record is from RefSeq and is a predicted model, not a curated record. Gene Ontology annotation, molecular function: DNA binding. Gene Ontology annotation, biological process: DNA integration; DNA recombination.
AUGCCAUUGUUUACCACACCAGAACCCAUAGAACUUAAGAACAAUCGAUCUGCGUUAGAAAACGUUCUGCCAUUUGGCCUUAGUACAGCAGGAUACAUAUUUUCGAAAGUCAUGAGGGAAGUGGUGAAGCUUUGGAGGUCAAAAGGUUACAAGAUUGUCAUGUAUUUAGAUGAUGGGAUGGGCGGUGCCUCAACAUUACACGAAGCAGAAUUAGUGAGUUUAGAAAUUCGGAAAGAUUUAGACAGAUUAGGGUUUCUUGUUGCAGCAGACAAGAGUCACUGGGAGCCAUUGACAGAGUCUGAUGUAAAUAAAGUAACAAUUUAUUGUGAUGAAUCUGACACGGGUUUUGGAGGUCAUUUGACUAUAUGUUCAGAGGGUGAACAAACUGAAUUUGAGUGGUAUGGAGUUUGGAACGAAUGGGAAAGUAAAUGGAUACCUAGGUCAGAAAACGUAAAAGCAGACUCUUUGAGUAGAAUGACAGACUGUGAUGACUGGUCUGUUAAGCAAUGUGUAUUUGAUUAUUUUGACAAUAUCUGGGGACCACAUACAUGCGAUAGAUUCGCAGAUCUCCAUAACAUUACAGGAAUAGGACUCCAUGACAGCAUUAAAAGAAAUGCAGAAAAACAUGGCGUCGAACCUGGAAGUUAUUUGGCUGAUCUGUGUCCAUAUUUAAGCAGCUGGAUUUUGUCAAGUAAAAGCGAUAACACUAAUAAAUCCUAUUUUAACUCUUUUAAGAGAUGGGAAAAUUUCAUUAAAGUUCAAGGACAUAGUGCGUUACCGGCAAGUCCCAUGCAUGUGGCAUUAUACCUGACGCAUUUGUUACAGAACGGAUCAUCUCAACACCCUGUGAACGUUGCCGUGUAUGCGAUUAGGUGGGCUCACGAAUGUGCAGGUUUACCAGAUCCAACGAAGAAUGCCUACGUUACAUCUCUACAAGAAGCCGCAAGACGGAAAGCUAGUCGUGUUGUCCAGAAAAAAGAACCUAUUACCAAGGAUGUGUUAAUUGAACUUUGUGAUAAAUUCGUUGAUGAAAAUGAUUUGCUAAUUGUCAGAAAUCUUACUACGAUUUUAUUUUGUUUCGCUGGUUUUCUUAGGUUUGACGAAGUUAUUUCUUUAACAUUUAAUGAUGUGCUUGUACAUGAUGAAUAUCUUGUGCUUUCUAUUAAAAAAUCAAAAACAGAUCAGUACAGACAAGGAAGCGAAGUCCUUGUUGCUAAAGGUUCAACGUCUGCAUGUCCUGUCAAUAUGUAUAAGAGAUAUUUAGAACUUUUGGGUCCAAUUAGUGAAAAACAAUUUUUCUUAUUUAGACCAAUUUUUAGGUCAAAAGGUGUUUUUAAAUUAAUAUAUAAAAACAAAAAACUUAGUUAUACAUCAACUAGAAGCAAUCUUGUAUCAUUGUUGAAAACAAUUAUGGGUGAACAUGUUAACAUAGGAAUUCAUUCUUUAAGGGCAGGUGGGGCGACUGUGGCAGCAAAUUCAAAUGUGGAUGAGAGAUGUUUGAAAAAGCACGGUAGAUGGAGAAGUGACAGUGCCAAAGAUGGUUACAUUGUAGAUUCUUUGGAUAAACGACUUAUGGUUUCAAGGUCAUUGGAAUUAUAA